CAGCGGAAGCUUUUUGCCGCUUUUCAGAGCGGGAACUCGGAGGCUCCUGUUGUGUUUUGCAGCUAAAUUGCCAAGGUAGUGAUUUGUCUGAAGUAAAACCAGAGUCAGAGCUCGCUGUAGUUCAUCUCUCCGGGUGUGGGUCUUCUGUCAGGAACCAUGCAGGCGUUUUUAAAAGGAGCGACUCAAACGAGCAGACCUCAGAAAGACAAGUCAGCAGCAGGACCGAGCUCAGAGAAAAGAGCCAAGGCUGUUCCCUGGGUGGAGAAAUACAGACCAAAAUGUGUGGAUGAUGUGGCCUUCCAGGAGGAGGUUGUAGCAGUGCUGAAGAAGUCUUUAGAAGGAGCAGAUCUCCCAAACCUGCUUUUCUACGGUCCUCCAGGAACAGGGAAGACGUCGACCAUCUUAGCUGCUACCAGAGAACUUUAUGGCCCGGAGCUGUACAGACAGAGAGUUCUGGAGCUGAACGCCUCGGACGAACGAGGGAUCCAGGUCAUCAGAGAGAAAGUCAAGAACUUUGCGCAGCUCACCGUGUCUGGGACUCGUCCGGAUGGGAAGCCAUGUCCUCCGUUCAAGAUCAUCAUCCUGGACGAGGCCGACUCCAUGACGGCUCCGGCUCAGGCCGCUCUCAGGCGGACCAUGGAGAAGGAGUCUCGCACCACUCGCUUCUGUCUCAUCUGUAAUUACAUCAGCAGGAUUAUCGAGCCGCUCACGUCCAGGUGCUCUAAGUUUCGCUUCAAGCCUUUGGCCGAUCAGAUCCAAGAAGAGCGCCUGCUGGAGAUCUGUGCAAAGGAGAACCUCAAGUACACAAAGGAGAGUAUCUCAACACUGGUGCAGCUGUCGGAGGGAGACCUGCGUAAAGCCAUCACCUUCCUGCAGAGUGCUGCCCGCCUCAGCCCAGACAAGGAGAUCACCGAUCAGGUCAUCAUUGAGAUUGCAGGGGUCGUCCCUUCCAAAAUGAUCGACAGCUUGCUCCAGAUUUGUUUGAAAGGAACGUUUGAGAAACUAGAAGUUGCCGUCGGGAACAUGGUGGAUGAAGGUUAUGCAGCCACACAGAUCCUGACUCAGCUCCACGACGCCAUCUUGAAACAAGACAUCGGAGAUAAACAAAAGUCAGCCAUUGCUGAGAAAAUGGCAGUUGUGGGGAAGUGCCUGGCCGAUGGAGCAGAUGAAUACCUGCAGAUAUUGAGUCUGUGUUCAGUCAUCAUGCAGCAAGCCUCUCAAAGCUAAAACUCCACAAAGACCACCGUGUGGUUCUGAAAGGACCAAUAGACUUUAUCUGUUCAGAAUGAAAGUAUUUACAGCAAAACACUGUCCCAACUCACACCAGAAUGUCAUAAAACAUGUUUUUACACAAAGAGAUACUGUUGAAAUAUUUGGAUUAAUAAAUAGUUUUCUGUAUC
Austrofundulus limnaeus is the source of this 1400-nucleotide messenger RNA. RefSeq names its product replication factor C (activator 1) 4 (gene rfc4). Gene Ontology annotation, molecular function: DNA clamp loader activity; DNA binding; ATP hydrolysis activity. The record is from RefSeq and is a predicted model, not a curated record. The transcript is spliced from 11 exons. Bases 157 to 1227 code for a protein of 356 amino acids. Gene Ontology annotation, cellular component: DNA replication factor C complex; nucleus. NCBI's taxonomy places the organism in Eukaryota, Metazoa, Chordata, Actinopteri, Cyprinodontiformes, Rivulidae. Gene Ontology annotation, biological process: DNA repair; DNA-templated DNA replication.